AUGACCGCAGCGGAAAACGAGGAAGAAUUCCCGGUGGGGUUGGCGUGCGCCCUCGACGGAUUCGUGGAUGCCGACCAUGUGAAAGAGACAAUCAGACGUUUGGAGAAGGAGGAGAUAAAAGUGGACAGCACGGAAUUCGACGGAAUCUACGAAAAGUUCAAAAAGGUGAUCGACAACUACCAUGAGCAGCCUCAUCUCAUGGACAAGGAGCUGCCUGGCAUCAUGCGGCAGUGCAUCGAUAUACUCAAUUCGAAUCCACCAAAUAGUGAUCGUUUCCGAGGAACGUGUCGUCUCCUGUGUCUGAUCACGAGAACCAGAGGCUACAAAGUGGUGCGCAAUCUCUUUCCGCAUGAGGUGCCAGACAUCGAGAAGGUCCUCGGUUACAUGCUGGCGCAGGACCUGGACGACUCUGCGAACUGGGAGACGCAGUACAUCAUUCUCCUCUGGUUGUCGAUCUUGGCGACCGUGCCAUUCGAUCUGUCACGCUUCGAUGGCAGUGGUGACGGACAAACGGUGACUGAACGUUUCUUACAAAUCUGUAAAACUUUCGUGAGGAGCAGACUUAAGUGCAACGUCAUCGCAGCAUACAUGACCGGUUGCUUCCUCUCGAGACCCGAUAUCCAUGGACGCUACAUGAAGCCUUACCUUCUUUGGGUCGAACAAGAGUUGUCCGCGUACCGCGGACCCACCGAAGAAUUCGUUCGCGUAGCAAUUCUCUUGUCGGCUUGCAGCAUUUUCAAGAUGAGCAAAAGAGAAGUUCUCCAAGAACACUCCGCCAUCGCUUUGGACAUCGCCUUGAAAGGUGCUUCGAGCUCGCAGGAGUUCGAGCGGAAACUCGCUCUCAAACUCCUCCAACGCAUCGGUCUGUCUCAACUGUCCCCGAACUUGGCGCCUUGGCGAUAUCUCAUGAAGAAAAGAGUUCUUCUGGGGAGGAGCACCGCCAGUUCCGGAGACGUUCAGGACGACACGUGCGACGAGUUGGAGGUCCCAGAAACCAUAGAGCAGAUCAUCGACCCGCUGUCGUCGGGGCUCGGGGACCGCGUGCUCAUCGUUCGAUGGUCGGCAGCCAAGGGCUUGGCUCGCAUCGCGUCGAGACUUCCGAAAAACUUCGCGGUCGAAGUCGUGAAUUCCGUGUUCGAAAUUUUCGAGGAGAAGGAUCGCGAAGCACGGUGGCAAGGAGGCUGCAUGGCCUUGGCGGAACUCGGUCGGCGAGGGGUUUUGCUGCCGGUUCAUCUUCCCAAGGUCGUGGAGAUCCUCGUUCAAGCUUUCGUGUACGACGAGCUACGGGGUAGUUACUCGGUUGGGAGCAGUGUCAGAGACACCGCAUGUUAUCUCGCCUGGACCCUAGGUCGCUCGUACGAGCCGAAAAUAGUUGAGCCCUUCGUUGACGAUUUGGCCGGACAGCUGCUGUGCCUCGCUUGUUUCGACAGAGAGGUGAAUGUGAGGCGUGCAGCGAGCGCGGCUUUCCAAGAAUGCGUCGGUAGAUUAGGGAAUUUCCCGAACGGGAUCGAUCUUGUACGCACAGCCGACUACGUUAGCGUGGGGAAGCGAACCCGAGCGUACUUGGACGUCGGAGUUGAAGUCGCUUCCUACAAGGAAUACACUCGUCUGCUCAUUGAACAUCUCGUCUACCGAAAAGUCUCACAUUGGGACAAGGCGGUUCGUGAUGUCGCGGCUGAAACUCUGGGGCGUCUAGCCUCGAGGCAUCCGGCGUUCUUCUCAGACAACGUGUUCAAGGAGCUCCUGGAGUACAGCACAUGUAUGGAUCUUUAUAUGAGAUUGGGCUCGCUUCUGGCCCUGGGGCGAAUUGUUCUAGCGCUCAGCGAACAAGGCUCUGCGCUAUCGGAGGAAAUAGUACAGAGCUUGGUAGGAUUGUUCGAUGUGUACGAAGAGAAACGCUAUUUCUCUUCGUCGAUGCACAACCAAAUCUUGGGGAACUUCGCUCAGAUGAUCUCUUGUUUGGCAAAGUCGAAGUUCACCCCGAUCCAGACGGAGAUUAUCGAGAAAUGGUGGAGCGUCGGACAACGGUGUCUGGAAAGUCCCGAGAGCUCGAUGCAGAUUCACGGAGCGGAGUGCAUCUCCGCACUCCUGGAGUUCUGCAUUCCGACGGACGACCACGAUCGAUCUAGGAAUCUCCUCGAGGUGUGUUGUCAACAGCUUCACUGUGAAAGAGAGGAGGCCAGAUGCGGAUACGCGCGUUUGAUGAGAUAUCUGGAUCCACAACUGGUAUCCCGCAAUGAUUUCCUACUUUUCGAGUCGUUGAGGAGAGCAACCCAAAGUCAAGGCAACGUUUUCGUCGAAUCAAGGAGAGAAGCUCUGAUUUCCCUCCAAAAAAUCGUCUGUACCAUCCUCGGAAUGUCUCCGAACGCUGGACAAUACCUGCGCGAUCUACUCGUCUGCAUAACGUCGGCUUCCGAAGACUUUAGUUUAUCGGAAACAUUUUUCGAUGUUGGACUCCCCAACCGCUUAGCUGCGAUGACAGUUUUCAGAGAUUUGAUGAUCCAUCUCAACGUCGUGGAUCGAUUGUCUAUGAUCGAUCGCGAACUUGUGAACGAUAUUCUCAAGCGGAUCACUAGCCAAAUCGCGGAUGCUCAGAGAGCCUCGGAGGAGAUUGCUGUUUCCGUGUUGAACGAUCUCCUGAAAACGUGCCCCUCGGAGCUGCCACACUCGGAACAACUCGUUGCAGCUCUCGCGAUGGACGACAAGAUCGACACGCUGGCCUUCAUUCUCACCUGUGAUACUUACAGACUUCCGCUCCUGACGCAACUUCUUAUAUCUAUGGGCGCGAAAACAGAGAAGGAAGCGACUAAGGCACAGCUGGCCACCUUGAAAUACCUCCAGGGAAUUCAGGAGGAUCGCGCUGCGAUGACCGACUUCGUUACUACUCUCAGUGCGGUUGUCGAGCUGCCGCUCUUCUCUAAGAACCGAUUCCUCUUCCCUCCGUUAGUUCGUGGCAUCGGUCAUUUGUUGAACACAGGAGCUUUAGCGAACGCUUCCUCGGCAGAACUCGUUCCGAUAACCGACUAUGUUUGGAGGAAUAUACAACGCACGAAAGAUGUCAAUCGAAUCCUCUCGUCCAUCGAAUUGCUCUGUGAAAUGCUCCAAUUCGAAGAAACAGCUAAAACUAGUUUGAAGAGGCUUUCCAUUCUCUUGGGUCACAGGCAUUUUCCGCAGGUUCGCAUGCAGACAGCUCGGAAACUCUAUGAGACCCUCCUAAUGUAUUCCGCGGUUGUUCCAGAGAAAAACUUCGAAGUUAUCUUGACUCUGUUGAGUAAUUCAGAAUGGGUGAACGACAGCGACUCUGUUUUCGAAGAGAUUCGGAGCGCUCGCGAUCUGUUCUGCGAUCUUGUAGAUAUCCCCAAACCGAUGAUCACAAAGGGGUCCAAAUAG
This is a messenger RNA of Galendromus occidentalis (western predatory mite), 3390 nucleotides long. RefSeq names its product tubulin folding cofactor D (gene TBCD). Lineage: Eukaryota; Metazoa; Arthropoda; Arachnida; Mesostigmata; Phytoseiidae. The record is from RefSeq and is a predicted model, not a curated record. Bases 1 to 3390 code for a protein of 1129 amino acids. Gene Ontology annotation, cellular component: lateral plasma membrane. Gene Ontology annotation, molecular function: beta-tubulin binding; GTPase activator activity. Gene Ontology annotation, biological process: post-chaperonin tubulin folding pathway; bicellular tight junction assembly; tubulin complex assembly. The transcript has a single exon.